Talaromyces amestolkiae is the source of this 2532-nucleotide messenger RNA. RefSeq lists its product as uncharacterized. The transcript is spliced from 3 exons. Gene Ontology annotation, biological process: vesicle-mediated transport; intracellular protein transport. The record is from RefSeq and is a predicted model, not a curated record. Gene Ontology annotation, cellular component: AP-3 adaptor complex; membrane coat. Bases 1 to 2532 code for a protein of 843 amino acids. Lineage: Eukaryota; Fungi; Ascomycota; Eurotiomycetes; Eurotiales; Trichocomaceae.
AUGGAGACGAUAUCUAGGAUAUCCUCCAUGCUAGAGGCUGCUCGUGACCUCACGCUCGAAGCAGCACAAUCUGCUGGUACUAGUCGCAGUCUUCGCUCGACAGAAACAUCGCGAGUCCCUUCUUCGGCACAAAUCAAAAAGUUAUUGGACAGCCGCAAUGAUCGAGAAAUUCUGGACGGACUGCGCAAAGUCAUUUCGUUGAUGUACCAGUCCGAUACGUGCCUACAAUAUUUCUCCGCCGUCGUCAAGAACGCUGCCAGUUCCAAUACUGAGGUCAAAAAGCUUGUCUACAUCUACCUCCUACACCAUGCCGAAGCCGAGCCAGACCUCGCCCUGCUAUCGAUCAAUGCGAUCCAAAAGUCACUUACAGACACAAACCCGCAGGUCCGGGUUAUGGCAUUACGGACCAUGUCCGGAAUCAGGGUCCCUGUUAUUAGCCAGAUUGUUUCUCUGGCGAUCAAGCGUGGAGUCGGAGACAUGAGCCCGCACGUCCGAAGAGCUGCAGCACUGGCUAUUCCGAAAUGUUAUCGGCUUGAUCCGAAUACGAUACCGCAACUUAGUGAAUGCCUUUUUACUUUGCUUGGUGAUAAUCAAUACUUUGUGGUUGGACCUGCUGUCUCGGCUUUUCUGGAUGUGUGUCCUGAUCGACUGGAUUUGAUACACAAACAUUAUCGGAGUCUGGUGAGGAAACUAGUUGAUAUGGAUGAAUGGAGUCAAUUAUCCACACUGCGUCUUUUGACGAUUUACGCCAGAAAAUGUUUCCCGCGCAAGACGCAGAAGGCGAAGAAGAAUGAAGCCAACGGUUUCUAUGACGAUGACGAUCACGAGGGAUCUCAUGAAGCGACCAAUGGUGAUACGGAAGAAGAAGUCCCAGUCCUUGAUCCUGAUCUUGAGCUCUUUUUGCGCGCAUGUAAGCCCUUACUACAAAGCCGGACGUCCGCUAUUAUAGUGAGCAUCGUUCGCUGUUAUCUCUAUCUCGGCACACAGGAAUACCUUGAAAGUGCGAUUGGCCCACUAGUCGCGCUUGUUCGAUGUCCACAGGAUAUUCAAUAUGUCGCUCUAUACAACAUCGUUGCUGUGACUUUCCAAGUACCGAAGUUGUUCGUUAAAUAUGCAUCUCAUUUCCUCGUUCGCGCCGUCGAUCCACCCCAUAUAUGGAGACUCAAGCUUGAGGUGCUUACGAUACUUUUCCCUCACCUGGGAAUGCAUUAUAGGGGUAUCAUACUUAGCGAGCUCGAACAAUUCUCACAAGGAACAGAUCCAGACCUAGUCCGAGAAAGUGUGCGCGCCAUUGGUCGCUGUGCACAGACUGAUUCCAAGACCUCAAGCUAUUGCUUACGGUUGCUUCUAUCCAGAAUAUCCAGCAUCGAUGACAACGUUGUUUCAGAGUCUCUGACUAUCAUUCGGCAUCUCAUUCAGCAGAACCCGGGUGCUCACAAAUCGACCAUAGUCCGCCUGGCGGGCUACCUUGAAACGACCUCGAAUCCAGGAGCCAGAGCUUCGAUCAUCUGGCUUGUGGGAGAAUAUGCUGCUGCAGAUUUAGAAAAUAGCAUUGCUCCGGAUGUGCUGCGCAUUCUUGCCAAGGGUUUCGCAGAUGAGACUGAAGAAGUUAAGCAGCAGAUUGUGUUACUAGCUGCCAAAGUCUAUCUUCAUCAUCUACUUCAAAACCCACCUCCUGAACAUUCGUCUCAGCCGGAGAAGAAUGAUGAGGUCCGGACUGAUAGCCAAAACAGUGCAUGGGGUACAGGCGAGACUCAAAAUGGGUAUGAGACGGCCCAAAAUGCAAUCGAAACGGAGCAGCAAGGCGAACCGUCAGGCGAUGACCGUAUAACACUGCUAUGGAGAUACAUCCUUCUUCUCACGAGGUACGACACGUCAUAUGAUCUCCGAGAUCGCGCACGCAUGUACAGAGGACUUUUAUCCGACCCCAAAAACACACAGAUGGCAAGUUUGCUACUUUUAGCCCCGAAAUCAGUCCCACAUGCACCGAGUCCGUCCGAGACACGGCGAGACCUUGUUGUCGGUACGUCGACGCUUGUCGUGGGGCCCGAAUCUGGGCYUUUAGGUUUGAAUGGCUACGAGCCACUACCGGAUUGGGUCCCGGCUGGACAAGAACCUGACAGAUCCCUCCGCGAGGACGGCGUAGCUAUCGAAUCUGCGACAAGCCGAAAUUCGCCGGCGUUGACGGCCGGACAACGUCUCGAUAAAGCGCUACAAGAGCAUGAGACGACUACAGCAGGGAGUGGAGCUGCAAGAAAGGGACGAGUCGGAGCUCCAGCUGGUAGUAGCAUGGGUAAUAAGAGUUUGAAUGACUGGUUAGACGAGGAGGAGGAGGAGGAGGAGGAAGAAGAAGAAGAGGAGACAUCUGAAGAAGAGUCAGGUUCUACGGAAUACGAGACUGAUUCAGACGAAGAGACCGACUCUGCUGAAGAUGAUGACGACGAUGAAGAUGAUGACGACGAUGAAGAAGACGAAGGAGAAGAAGAAUCCGAUUCGGAAGCCGCUCAAAAGAGAGGGCUGCUAAAUAGAUAA